AUGAAGGCUGACCUAAAGGAACAACUACAGUUCCCCCAGGAAAUCGCCCAGACUACCCUCCGGCCAGACAUUGUGAUAUGGUCCAGGAAUCCAAAACGAGUGGUGCUGGUUGAGCUGACAGUCCCAUGGGAGGAACGCAUUGAAGAAUCCCACGAGCUCAAGAGGUCCAAGUACGAAGACUUGGCCCAAUCCUGCAAGUCCAACGGCUGGAACACUCAGGUCUUCCCGAUUGAGGUCGGAUGUCGUGGCUUCCCAUCACAAUCAGUGUGGAGGAUGCUCGGAGCAUUGGGCAUCAAAGGAGCGGCACGAAAGCGCACAGUCCAUGCUCUGGGGAGAACAGCCGAAAGAGCGUCCAGUUGGCUAUGGAUGCUCCGUAGCACACAUGAAUGGCAGCCAAGAAACCCCCCACUACAAAUUGGCUCCCCGACAAAGGACAGGAAGAAGAACCAGGCGAGCUGUUCUCUGGUUGGAGGCCACCGGGAAUCCAGCGGCAAAGACCAGGACGAUCCCAGAAAACCUCACCGCGGCAACUAA
Ruditapes philippinarum (Manila clam) is the source of this 534-nucleotide messenger RNA. RefSeq lists its product as uncharacterized. The record is from RefSeq and is a predicted model, not a curated record. Bases 1 to 534 code for a protein of 177 amino acids. The transcript is spliced from 2 exons. Lineage: Eukaryota; Metazoa; Mollusca; Bivalvia; Venerida; Veneridae.